AAGUGUCCGGACUGGAAGGGGGUGAAAGCGUCCAGACUGGAAGGGGGGGAAAGUGUCCAGACUGGAAGGAGGGGAAAGUGUCCGGACUGGAAGGGGGUGAAAGCGUCCGGACUGGAAGGGGGGGAAAGUGUCCAGACUGGAAGGGGGGGGGGGGGGGGGGGAGUGUCCGGACUGGAAGGGGGUGAAAGUGUCCAGACUGGAAGGGGGGGGGGGGGGAAGUGUCCGGACUGGAAGGGGAGGAAAGUGUCCGGACUGGAAGGGGGGGAAGUGUUCGGACUGGAAGGGGGGGAAAGUGUCCAGACUGGAAGGGGGGGGGGGAAGUGUCCGGACUGGAAGGGGAGCAAAGUGUCCGGACUGGAAGGGGGGGAAAGUGUCCGGACUGGAAGU
Molecule: messenger RNA, 387 nt
Organism: Staurois parvus
Lineage: Eukaryota; Metazoa; Chordata; Amphibia; Anura; Ranidae
Source: the annotation of a GenBank genome assembly